AUGAAGUCAAGGGAAGCCAAAGGAGCUCUUUCAGCAGAUCUAUUAGUGUGUUUUCCUUCAAGAACCAGUCUAAAACUGAUGCCCAAGCCAAUUUGCAGCCCAGCGAGGCCCUCAGAGCCUAAAAAGCGCCACCAGUACAACCAGAACCACCAUCACCAACCUCACCACCACCAGCAGCUCGUCAAAAAAUCAAGCAUUGGCAAAAGCAGUCUAGGCCAAGCAAGCCCUCUGUUGUGGGCCAAGACCAAGCCCAUGGGCUCUGAGAUCUCCGAGCCCACGUCCCCAAAAGUCACCUGCGCUGGCCAGAUCAAAGUCAGGCACAAGUCCGGCUCGUGCAAAAGCUGGCAGUCAGUGAUGGAGGAGAUUGAGAGAAUUCACAACAACAAGAAACAGAGGAAACAGAGACGACUCGGUUGGGCAGAGGCUCUCGGGUUCAAGAAAGAAGUCAUGCAAUUCUUGACUUGCUUGAGAAACAUUCGGUUUGAUUUGCGGUGCUUUGGUUCUUUUCCUCAACCGGAUAUUUCUAGCGACGAGGAUGAAGAAGAAGAAGAGGAAGAAAACAGGGACUGUCGAGAAAACCAUGUGGGUGGUGAGGGAAUUAGCGACGGUGGUGAUCAGAGUAGCUCGAGGGCUAUGUUUUCAAAAUGGUUUAUGGUUUUACAGGAAAAUCAGAGUAAUGGGUUUUGCACAGAAGAUAAAAAGGAGAGAAAUGAUAGGCAGAGUUUGGAUGAGGAAGUUGGAUCAACUUCUGAAGUUCCAGUAGCCUCUGUUCCGCCACCAAAUGCUCUGUUGCUAAUGAGGUGCAGGUCUGCUCCUGCAAAGACUUGGCUAGAAGAGAAAGAAGAAGAAGAAGAAGAAGAGGAAGAAAAAGAAGCAGAAAACAAAAAUGGAUUGGAAAAAGAAGAGAAAAAGGCCAAAGUUACUUUGAAGAGCUUAAUGGAGGAAGAUAAACAGAGAAAGAAGACAGAGAGCUUGGUGGUGAUGGCAUAUGAUUCUGAUUUCUACAAGAUUUCUUCUGAUAUUUCCAAGGAGACAUGGGUUGUUGGUGGAAUGAAAGAUGCAAUUUCCAGAAGUCGAAGUUGGAAGAGAUGA
Prunus armeniaca (apricot) is the source of this 1092-nucleotide messenger RNA. NCBI's taxonomy places the organism in Eukaryota, Viridiplantae, Streptophyta, Magnoliopsida, Rosales, Rosaceae. The record is from the annotation of a GenBank genome assembly.